AUGCCGCCAAACCCUGCGGAGGUGAAACAAGCGGAGCUUUUGAGAAAUGACGGAAACAAUUACUUCAAGAAAAGCCGUUUCGGAGCAGCAAUCGACGCCUACACUCAGGCAAUAACGUUUUGCCCUAAUAUUCCGGUUUAUUAUACCAAUCGUGCCCUGUGCCAUCUCAAGCGCAAUGAAUGGGAGAGGGUUGAGGAAGACUCUAGAAGAGCAAUUCAGCUGGACAGCAAAUCGGUUAAGGCGCACUAUAUUUUGGGACUUGCGUUGCUACAGAAACAAGAGCUUCCAAAAGGAAUCAAAGAAUUGGAAAAGGCUUUGAAUCUGGGGAGAGGUGCCGAUCCACAAGGUUAUAUGGUAGAAGAAAUAUGGCAAGCACUUGCAAGAGCAAAAUACAAAGAGUGGGAACAUGCAUCAUCCCAGCGAUCUUGGGACUUGCAGAACUUGAAAGAAGCCUGUGUGUCUGCUCUAAAGGAAAAACAAUAUCUCGGAGACAUCUCUGAGUCAGAAGGAUUUGUAGAUGAUGCUACUACUCCCUAUUUGAAACGUUUGGAGGCUAUUGAAAGGGUUUUCAAUAAAGCUGCAGAAGACGAUAUACCAGCUGAGAUUCCAGGUCAUCUAUGCUGUAGAAUUACACUUGAUAUUUUUCAUGAUCCUGUAAUCACUCCGAGUGGACUUACAUACGAGAGGGCAAUGCUUCUUGAUCAUCUUCAGAAGGUGGGUGGUUUUGAUCCAAUCACGAGGGAACAAUUUGAUCCGUCACAACUAGUACCGAACUUGGCCAUUAAGGAAGCAGUCCAUGAAUUCUUGGACAAACAUGGGUGGGCUUACAAGAUAGAUUAA
This is a messenger RNA of Vicia faba (fava bean), 840 nucleotides long. Lineage: Eukaryota; Viridiplantae; Streptophyta; Magnoliopsida; Fabales; Fabaceae. The record is from the annotation of a GenBank genome assembly.